This is a messenger RNA of Ricinus communis (castor bean), 788 nucleotides long. RefSeq lists its product as uncharacterized. The coding region runs from base 1 to 627 and encodes 208 amino acids. NCBI's taxonomy places the organism in Eukaryota, Viridiplantae, Streptophyta, Magnoliopsida, Malpighiales, Euphorbiaceae. The record is from RefSeq and is a predicted model, not a curated record. The transcript has a single exon.
AUGGAUGAAGAAUUUGAAGAUUCUCUCUCCUUAUGCGAUCUUCCACUCCACCAAGAAACUGAAACCAAUACUUUUCCUGAUCAAGAGCUGCCCAACUGUCCUUCAAACCAAGAUUUAUUUGAGUUCUCCUUAACUCCGAACUCAAAAAUAGACCCAACACUGCAUAACGUCAUCUUCUGUGGAAAAAAUAUGUCCUGCAAAAUGGAAGAACCCACUAAUGCUUUAUAUGAUGAAGGAAACUCUCUAUUCCCUUCAAAUUCAACUCAGCUGCUAAGCAAAAGCUGCCGUUCAAACUCAUUUCAUAUGCAGACCUUAAAACCUUCUCCACCGACACGUUUAACUAGGAGUUUCCGCUACCAGUCGGGUAAUUCAAGGAAGCACAAAUUCAUGAUAGGAUUGGCAAGAAUCCCACCAGAAAUGGAGCUUAGCGAUAUUAGAAAGAGACAACGCCGACAGGCCCCAAUAUCAAUGUUUCCAGCAAAGGUGCCCAGUGAUGAAACACCAGUUGCCACCAGCAAUGAAGGUGACAGGAAGGUUAAUCAGUGUCUGCUCAAGCCACUGAAAUGCAGAUCAUAUCUUAAGAGGGGGUUGUCUAAGGUUCAUCUUGGAUGUAUGCAACUUAAGUGAGAACUGAGGUCUAGACUUGGUCAUUUGGGUGGGGAAGGAAUAAGAAAAAGAAAUGACAGAUCUGUAAUUAUUUUUGUAGCACCUAGCAUGACACUCGGAUUGAAACCAGAUGAUCUAUUUUGUAUAAUACUCUAAAAAAACUCCUAAAAAUAAUUUAAAAA